AACAAAGAAAUUAUUGAUAGUGCUCUAUGACCAAAUUGAUGUCAAACUUCGUCGAGGUUCUGUGAGCACUAGUUCUUUCAUCGAAAAACGGCAUAUCGUUCACACAAGUGUAGAAAAUGGCGACCCCAAUUUCUAAAAAACGCAAGUUCGUUGGAGAUGGUGUCUUCAAAGCUGAGUUGAAUGAGUUCUUAACUCGUGAAUUAUCUGAAGAUGGAUACUCUGGUGUGGAAGUCAGAGUUACUCCCACUAAAACCGAAAUUAUCAUUAUGGCCACAAGAACCGACAGAGUGUUGGGAGACAAAAACAGGAGAAUCCGUGAAUUGACUUCUGUUGUUCAGAAAAGAUUCAACUUUGCUGAAGGAGCUGUAAUCCUCUAUGUUGAGAAGGUUGCCAUUAGAGGACUGUGUGCGAUAGCCCAAGCAGAAUCCCUUAGAUUUAAGUUGAUUGGUGGUUUGGCAGUUCGUAGGGCAUGCUAUGGAGUCCUUCGUUACAUCAUGGAAUGUGGUGCUCAAGGAUGUGAAGUGGUCGUUUCUGGCAAAUUGAGAGGUCAGAGGGCUAAGAGCAUGAAAUUCGUAGAUGGUUUGAUGGUUCACUCCGGAGAUCCUUGCAAUGACUAUGUUGACACAGCAACUAGGCAUGUACUACUUAGGCAAGGAGUGUUGGGAAUUAAGGUAAAAAUUAUGCUUCCUUGGGACCCUACUGGUAAAACUGGACCUAAGAAACAACUACCUGACAAUGUUAAUGUGGUUGAACCAAAAGAGGAAAUAUUACACCCAGCACCCAGCAGUGAAAUUAAACCUGUUAGGCCUGAUGCUCUGCCUGCCAUGGCAGUAGAAAUGUAAUUAUUUUAUACUAAUAAAAUAUAAAAUGUGAAAAA
This is a messenger RNA of Coccinella septempunctata (seven-spotted ladybird), 877 nucleotides long. It is a transcript of the gene RpS3, whose product is annotated as 40S ribosomal protein S3. The coding region runs from base 117 to 842 and encodes 241 amino acids. Gene Ontology annotation, cellular component: cytosolic small ribosomal subunit; nucleus. NCBI's taxonomy places the organism in Eukaryota, Metazoa, Arthropoda, Insecta, Coleoptera, Coccinellidae. Gene Ontology annotation, molecular function: RNA binding; structural constituent of ribosome. The record is from RefSeq and is a predicted model, not a curated record. The transcript is spliced from 4 exons. Gene Ontology annotation, biological process: positive regulation of apoptotic signaling pathway; translation.